Messenger RNA from Eimeria tenella, 276 nucleotides. RefSeq names its product tim10/DDP zinc finger domain-containing protein, putative. The transcript has a single exon. The coding region runs from base 1 to 276 and encodes 91 amino acids. Lineage: Eukaryota; Apicomplexa; Conoidasida; Eucoccidiorida; Eimeriidae. The record is from RefSeq and is a predicted model, not a curated record.
AUGGCGGGGGCCGGGAGCAUCCCCGGGCUGGAGGAGCUGCCGGGGGCUGAGCGUGCUGCAGUGCAGCGGGAACUCGCGCUGCUGCAGCUGCGCGACAGCAUGGAAACCUACAACGGGCUGGUGCAGCGCUGCUUCAACGAGUGCGUCAGCAGCUUCAGCAGCAAAACUCUGGAAGCAAAAGAGCAGCAGUGCGUUGCUGCUUGUGUCCGCAAGUUCCUGGCUUUUUCCGCCCGCCUGGGACAAAGGUUCGCGGAGAAGAACGUCGGGGCCAGCUAG